Molecule: messenger RNA, 1245 nt
Organism: Jaculus jaculus (lesser Egyptian jerboa)
Lineage: Eukaryota; Metazoa; Chordata; Mammalia; Rodentia; Dipodidae
Product: skin secretory protein xP2-like
Exons: 3
Coding region: 1-1245 (414 amino acids)
Source: RefSeq, a predicted model, not a curated record
AUGUGCUAUGUUGAAGCUUUAGAGAAUGAAAUCCUUGAGCCUGCCCUUGUUGAACAUCAUGUGGCCUAUGAGAAAUCAUCCAGUAAGAAGCCAGAGGAAGGCCUGCUGGAAAAUAAGCUUUGUCUUCUCCACACUACGUCAAUGAUACUGACAAGCAAGCACCGAAGCCUCCUGUGGUCUUCCUACUUGCCAGGGGCCCGGGAAGGCGGGCGGGCGGGCUGGGGGGGGGGGGCGGCGCGCUCUGAUUGGACGCUGGGGACCCCGCCCCCUCCUCCCGGCGCGUCGGGAGGGGCGGGGCCAAGCCGGCUGCCCAGCUCCGGGGCUGCGGGCGCCCAUCGACCCAGCGCCCGCCGCGCCGCGCCGCGCAGCGCCGCCGCCUUCUCCUGGCUCUCUCGGGCUCGUGGCGGGCGGCGCUGGAGCGUCGAGCGGCGCUGCUUCCUUCAGCAGCUUCCGCCGCCAUCUCCGCGUUUUCGGGGGGUGGGAAGGAGGUGGGGUGCUCGCCGCUGCAGCUGGCGCGAGCUUCUCUCGGAGGACAGUCCUUCUCCUCCAAGCUCGCCUUCCCCUUCCUGCCGCCGCCGCCGCCACCGCCGCCGGCCCCUGGCGCCCUCCGCGUGCGGCUCGGGGCCCGGGCAGGGGGAAGGUAGGGGCGGCGGGGCACCGGGAGAGGCCGGCGAGCCGACGCGCACCCCGGGGAAACUCCUGCUGCUUCGGUGCGCCCCGGCAGCCCAGGGUGAAGCCCCCGAGCCGGCCCGGGCGGCGGCAGGAAAAGGGGCUCCGGCGGGGCUCGGGGGCGGCGCUGCGGGGCUCCUGCGCCGUGCGCCCCGCGGCCGCCGAGCCCCGCGCGUUCUCUGUCCGGGUGAGGAGGACACGCCUGCCGUGCCGGAGAAAACUUUUCCUGCCGAUUCGGUCGGGGCGGCGGUGGCAGGAAGUCCGGGCAGCUCGCUCGCUCGCUCGCUCGCCCCUUCCCUCCUCCGCCCGCUCCCGCGCGCCCUGCCCGCGGUGGGCGCAGAGGUGGAGCUCAAGUUUGCCCCGGGACUGGGUUGGGUGGGGGUGGGGGGAGAGCCUCGUCGCCCGCCCGCCCGCCACGGACCAGCCCGGACCGCGCCAGGACAGGGCUACGGGCGGCCCCGGGGCGCCGAGGCCGAGGAGCGGAGCGGAGCGGAGCGGCGGGCGUGCCGAGCCCCGAGUCCCCUGGCACGGGCCGCUUCCUGGAGUCCCGAGCGCACCGCAGCCGCCUCCGGGUGA